AUGGCCUCCAAAGCCAAAUAUCAGCCCGCGCCGCAACGCGACUCGUUGGAUGGGUACAACUACCCUCAACCACCCCCAAGCUACGACACCGCAGGCCCCAGCCUCAAUCAAGGAGGAUACGGCACUCCUCGAGCAGAAGAUGACAAUGUCCCCGAUGACUUCAAGUUUGGUGGUUCGGUCUACGAAGCCACGCUCGAGAUCCGCAUGGCCUUUGUUCGCAAAGUCUACACCAUCUUGACCAUUCAACUUUUCCUGACCGCGGCCCUGUCAUGCCUCUCCUUCUACUCGUCCGGCUACCGCAACUGGAUUCAGUCCAACUCGUGGAUGAUGUGGAUCUCUCUCUUCGGCGCCAUCGGCUUCAUGCUCCUGACCUUUUGGAAGCGCAAGAGUUAUCCUCAAAACCUGAUCUUCCUGACCGGCUUCACCGCCCUGGAGGCGUACAGUAUCAGCGUCAUAACGUCCUUCUACGAAAGUCGCAUCGUCCUCCAAGCGCUCGUCAUCACCAUGGCCAUCUUCGUGGCCCUGACCCUGUUCGCAUGCCAGACCAAGUACGACUUCACGAGCUGGAUUCCAUACCUCUUUGGCGCAUUGUGGAUCCUCGUAAUCUUCGGAUUCAUGGCGGCCUUCUUCCCCCGAAACUCCACGACCGAGCUCAUCUACGGUGGUGUCGCGGCCCUCAUCUUUAGCAGCUACAUCCUCGUCGACACCCAGUUGGUCAUGAGACACUAUCAUCCCGAAGAGGAGAUUGCCGCCAGCAUCAGCUUGUAUCUGGACAUUCUGAACUUGUUCCUCGCCAUUCUGCGCAUCCUGAACAGCCAGAACAACAACUAG
Messenger RNA from Exophiala spinifera, 831 nucleotides. RefSeq lists its product as uncharacterized. Gene Ontology annotation, cellular component: membrane. The transcript is spliced from 2 exons. Lineage: Eukaryota; Fungi; Ascomycota; Eurotiomycetes; Chaetothyriales; Herpotrichiellaceae. The coding region runs from base 1 to 831 and encodes 276 amino acids. The record is from RefSeq and is a predicted model, not a curated record.